UUACACGAACACUUUGAGGAAGUCUGUUUCCCACCGAGCAACCAGUCUCUGAGAACCUCGUCUGACCAGGCUACCUACAGACUUGUUCAGGUUCCAGAAGAAGCACAUUUUGCAGAGACGUUUGACUCAGAUCCUCUAGAUAGGAGAUGGGUCCAAUCCAAGGCUGUGAAAGAGACAGAUGCUGAGGCUCUCAAAUACGAUGGCCAAUGGGUGGUGGAAGAGCCAGCGGCUGCAAUGUAUCCUGGGAAUAGAGCACUGGUGAUGAAGUCAUCAGGACGACACCAUGCCAUCGCUGCCUACCUACACACACCCUUCAACUUCAUGCACACACCUCUCUGCCUGCAGUAUGAGGUGAGGUUCGGGAGAGAUGUAGAGUGCAGUGGAGCCUACAUCAAACUGCUGACUCAGACCCAUCUGCUACGACUGAGCCAGUUCAGUGAGUCCACUCCGUACUCUGUGAUGUUUGGUCCUGAUAAGUGCGGCACCAGCCACCGCCUCCAUCUCAUCGUCAGGGUAACGGACUCUAGCAACGGCCGUAACCAAGAGAUACACGCCCCCCAACCCGUCGAUGACCUGACGGUGUACUUCACCGACCGACAACCACACCUCUAUACACUACAAUUGUAUCAAGACAGCAGGUAUGAGAUUUUCAUUGACCAAUCGCUGAUCAGUCAAGGCCGCCUGCUGACAGACGAAGUCCAGUACACAGAAUCCCCUGACAGCCAACCAGAGUCCCCGGUGUCUGGAUUAGGGGUGGGGUCAGUCGCGGCGCUGGGUCUGGAACUGUGGUCAUUGUCGGGGGAAGUUAUGUUUGACAAUUUCCUGUUGACUGAUGACCUGAAGCUGGCUGAGAGAUGGACACAGGAUACCUGGGGACGGAAACAACCCGGCCUGUUGGAGAGACUACUGAUAGCAACUAACUCUCGUCCCUGGCUCUGGGGUGUCUACAUCUUCACGGUGGGAUUACCCAUCAUCCUCUUCAUCAGCUACAUGUGGCCGGACAAGAGAUUCGGGCCCCCUGACCAGGACUACUACUAUAAGAAGUUUGAUGAACCUCAGCCAGACAGACAACCAGAGAGAGACCAGCCAGACAGACCAACCAGCCUCUCAGACUAUGGUGCGGUGAGCAGAGAGGGGGCCAGGAGGAGAGAAACUCAGAAGGUUCAGAGGAAGUCAGACCUGGAGGUUGAGAAUGAGUGAAAAUCCCUGGCCAGCCUGAGGACUAACCAACCCUAACCAGCCUGAGGACUAACUAGAGCUGUGGCGGUCACGGAAUUUCGUCAGCCAGUGAUUGUCAA
Messenger RNA from Oncorhynchus mykiss (rainbow trout), 1298 nucleotides. The record is from RefSeq and is a predicted model, not a curated record. NCBI's taxonomy places the organism in Eukaryota, Metazoa, Chordata, Actinopteri, Salmoniformes, Salmonidae.